UUUCACAUUCCUUAUAUUGCUGUAUACAAUCUGCAUUUUUUUAUGUAUUCUCUAGGAUAAUUCACCGCAAGGUCAAUGGAAGAGUCAACUAAGAGAAGAGAAAGUCUAAAAGCUAUGCAAAUGGAAGCUUCACAGGAGGAUGCAACUUAUAAUAAUGACCAUUCAGCUGUUAGUCUCUCAAACCCGUUACUUGAAUCCACAACAAACUCUGAAACUCAGGCGCAGACAACUUCUCAAAGCUUUAACUAUUACACCAACCCAAUGGCUGCGUAUUAUGGGAACAAGCACAGUAGCCAGUUCAACAGGUUUGCAGACCAAUGAAACGUUUCCCUCACCUUUCUUUCAACCCCAUAUAAACCACUCGCCAAAUGCGCAAAUGCAACAACCACAGGGAUCCUAUGCAAGUUCUAAUCAUGCUUAUUCAUCUAACCCACCACAGACUAGCUCUUUAACCUACCCGAGUUGGAGGAUCAAUAGUCCUCACCCUAGAGGUUACUCUGCCCCACAAGGUGUCGGUUUUCCUAGCCCGCAAACCCACUUCGCCAAUGGUUCAGGACAAGGCGGCUACCCUAGUCCUGGCUCUAGUCCCCAUUUCACCAACAACCCAGGUCGUGGUUCAGGACGAGGUUACCCUAGCCCUGGACCCAACUUCAGAAAUAGUCCCCAUUUUGCCAACAGCCCAGGUCAUGGUCCAGGGCACGGCUACCUUAGUCCUGGACCCAACUUCAGGAAUAGCCCCAACCAUGGCUCGGGUCAAGGAGGGUACCCUAGCUCAGGUCCAAGUUCCGGGAGAGGGAGAGGCGGUGGGCCUGGGCAGGGUGGAGGGCAAGGACGGGGCCAUAAUCAUGUAUCUGCAGAAGACUGGCUCGAUCGUUUCUACAAUAAGUCAACGGUGGAAGACCCUUGGAAGUUUCUAGAACCUGUAAUUUGGAAGUCACUCAAAAAGCAGUGGUUUCAACCUGUUAAUGCGAAAAAACCUCGAGUUUCAGAAUCUCCAAGAAUGUCUAGUUCACAACCUAGCCUUGCUGAAAUCUUGGUUGCGUCUUUAAAUGAAGCUACAGACGAUAAACCCAACGCAGAAUGAUAGGGUUCAAGCUGGAUAUCCUUAGGCUUGAUUGUUACUCUUUUAGCAUGAAUCGCCCACAGAUUAGUGUCCAACAAUGUAUGCU
Molecule: messenger RNA, 1169 nt
Organism: Helianthus annuus (common sunflower)
Lineage: Eukaryota; Viridiplantae; Streptophyta; Magnoliopsida; Asterales; Asteraceae
Product: protein SICKLE
Exons: 2
Coding region: 140-1084 (314 amino acids)
Biological process (GO): mRNA splicing, via spliceosome; miRNA processing
Source: RefSeq, a predicted model, not a curated record